Brettanomyces nanus is the source of this 2004-nucleotide messenger RNA. RefSeq lists its product as uncharacterized. Gene Ontology annotation, biological process: amino acid transmembrane transport. The record is from RefSeq and is a predicted model, not a curated record. Gene Ontology annotation, molecular function: amino acid transmembrane transporter activity. Bases 1 to 2004 code for a protein of 667 amino acids. Lineage: Eukaryota; Fungi; Ascomycota; Pichiomycetes; Pichiales; Pichiaceae. The transcript has a single exon.
AUGAGUGAUUAUUCUGGCCGAAGGAUGUCCUCAUCAACACCUGUUAGUGCUCGUCCCAUCACUGACAUCCCUAGAAGGGCUUCCAUGGCAAGACUCACCACUCCUCCAAUCAGCAUAUCACAUACCCAAGGUUCAGGUCAUGUGAUACAUGCCUAUAGACAGCAUUUGGGUUCCAAUUCACCCUCUUUUCUGGAAGGUUAUGGCCAGCUAAAUAUGUCUCCUGCUUCCAGGGUUAAUAGAUAUAGUGCAAGGGCAGAGUCCGCAGCCAUUGAUUCCGAGGACGAAGAGUCCAGCGGUUCAUCUUCUGUCACUAAUAGUCAUCCGUCUCAUCCACGAGUUUCUUCAUCCUUUGGUUCUGUUCUGGAUGAUGCUACUAUUCUGAAAAACGUUGGAAGGCAUCUUCCCACUGAUUCAGAACACUCGCUGCAACUGCAAGGUGGCGAUAUUACCAGAGACUUAUACAAUCUUAGCUUAAAGACUCAACCCCAGCUAAAAAGAUCACGAAGUUUAACUGGUGAAGAUAUUCCUGGAGAAAGGAGAAGUUCUUCUGUUUCUCAGCUGAGACUUCCUGGUGGCUUUCGUAGAGAGUUCAUUGCCCAUAAAAACACUCGCUUUGGCUACCAGCUAAAUAAGCCAACACUGCUUACAAGGAACUUCUUGGAGUUUCUUUCCAUUUAUGGUCAUUUUGCUGGUGAGGAUCUUGAAGACGAAGACUUUUUGGCCUGCGAUUACGCAGAAGAUGAUAAAUUUCAUGACGAGGAGACUCCUUUGAUUAACGAUUCUGACGAUCAAUUAUCUCCAGGUCAUUAUUUGGGUCGAAGUCUGAAACCUCGUCCAAGGGGUAAAGCUUCCACCAUGAAGUCCUUUUUUCUUUUAUUCAAAUCAUUUGUUGGUACCGGUGUUUUAUUCUUACCAAAGGCCUUUGCCAACGGAGGUCUUUUUCUGUCUAUUGGCUUACUUGUAUUCUUUGCUGCUCUAUCCUACUUUUGUUACUUGAUUCUAGUUCAGUCCAAAGUGAAAACAGGUGUUUCUUCCUUUGGUGAUAUAGGUGGAGUCUUGUAUGGCAAAUAUAUGAGAGUACUGAUUUUAUCUUCUAUUGUGCUUUCUCAGAUUGGCUUUGUCGCUGCGUACACAGUCUUUACUGCGGAGAACCUUCGUGCUUUUCUGAACAAUGCUUUCGGAAUACAGAUGGGCAUCAGUCUUUUGAUCUGCUUGGAGGCCGUAUUUUAUCUACCUAUGUCUUUAGUGAGAAACAUCACUAAGCUUUCCAUGGCUGCCCUCGUUGCAAAUGUUUUUAUAUUGUCAGGAAUAUGUACCAUUGUUUACUAUGCUUCUUCUGACUUGAUUGAAAAUGGUCCCGCCGCUGAUAUUACAAUGUUCAACAGUGAUAGAUGGACUUUAUUUAUUGGCGUGGCAAUAUUUGCAUUUGAAGGAAUUGGAUUGAUUAUACCUGUUCAAGAAUCCAUGCAGAAUCCAGAAGACUUCCCCAAUGUUUUACUUGCCGUAGUGGUUGCAUGCUCUGUUCUCUUCAUUGGUAUCGGCGUAUUGGGCUAUUUGACAUAUGGAGAAGACGUGAAAACGGUUAUCAUCUUAAGUCUUCCUCAAGACUCCCCCUACGUGAUAUCUAUUCAACUCUUUUAUCCCAUCGCUAUCAUGUUUUCGGUUCCUAUUCAACUUUUACCUGCUAUUAGGAUCAUGGAAAGAAGAGUCUUCAAAAAGAGAUCUGGUAAAAUCGAUCCUGUGACUAAAUGGCAGAAGAAUAUAUUUCGAAUUUGUAUCGUCACCUUGACUACCAUAAUUGCAUACUAUGGCUCUGCAGAUCUUGACACUUUUGUGUCAUUCGUUGGAUGCUUUGCUUGUAUUCCUUUGGUCUACAUGUAUCCUCCAAUGCUACAUCUACGAUCUUGCGCUGAGUCGUUUUCCGCCAAGGUGCUUGACAUAUUUAUUACUCUUUUGGGACUGAUUGCACUUUGCUAUACUACCUAUCAAAUAUUAUUUCCAUGA